Propithecus coquereli (Coquerel's sifaka) is the source of this 3011-nucleotide messenger RNA. RefSeq names its product heat shock 70kD protein 12B (gene HSPA12B). The transcript is spliced from 11 exons. Bases 210 to 2012 code for a protein of 600 amino acids. The record is from RefSeq and is a predicted model, not a curated record. Lineage: Eukaryota; Metazoa; Chordata; Mammalia; Primates; Indriidae.
GCCCGGAGCGGUCCCCAGUGCCCAGCCCACCCGGCUCCCCAAGGACCCAGGAAAGCUGCAGCAUCGCCCCCCUCACACCCUCGCAGUCUCCUAAGCCCGAGGCCCGAGCCCCCCAGCAGGCCUCCUUCUCUGUUGUGGUGGCCAUCGACUUCGGCACCACAUCCAGUGGCUAUGCCUUCAGCUUUGCCAAUGACCCUGAGACCAUCCACAUGAUGAGGAAAUGGGAGGGCGGAGACCCGGGCGUGGCCCACCAGAAGACCCCGACCUGCCUGCUGCUGACCCCGGAGGGCGCCUUUCACAGCUUUGGCUACACUGCUCGCGAUUACUACCACGACCUGGACCCCGAGGAGGCGCGGGACUGGCUCUACUUCGAGAAGUUCAAGAUGAAGAUCCACAGCGCCACUGAUCUCACCUUGAAGACUCAGCUAGAGGCGGUAAAUGGAAAGAAGAUGCCCGCCCUGGAGGUGUUCGCCCAUGCCCUGCGCUUCUUCAAGGAGCACGCUCUUCAGGAGCUGAGGGAGCAGUGCCCAUCGCUGCCAGAGAAGGACACUGUGCGCUGGGUAUUGACGGUGCCUGCCAUCUGGAAACAGCCGGCCAAGCAGUUCAUGCGGGAGGCUGCCUACCUGGCUGGACUGGUGUCUCGAGAGAAUGCAGAACAACUGCUCAUUGCUCUGGAGCCUGAGGCUGCCUCUGUGUACUGCCGAAAGCUGCGUCUGCACCAGCUCAUGGAUCUCAGCAGCCGGGCCCCAGGUGGUGGGCGCCUGGGCGAGCGCCGCUCCAUCGACUCCAGCUUCCGGCAGGCCCGCGAGCAGCUGCGAAGGUCCCGCCACAGCCGCACGUUCCUGGUGGAGUCAGGUGUAGGAGAGUUGUGGGCAGAGAUGCAAGCAGGAGACCGCUACAUGGUGGCAGACUGCGGCGGAGGUACCGUGGACCUGACCGUGCACCAGCUGGAGCAGCCCCACGGCACCCUCAAGGAGCUCUACAAGGCGUCUGGCGGCCCUUACGGCGCGGUGGGCGUGGACCUGGCCUUCGAGCAACUUCUGUGCCGCAUCUUUGGCGAGGACUUCAUUGCCACCUUCAAAAGACAACGGCCGGCAGCCUGGGUGGAUCUGACUAUCGCCUUCGAGGCUCGCAAACGCACGGCCGGCCCGCACCGUGCAGGGGCGCUCAACAUCUCGCUGCCCUUCUCCUUCAUCGAAUUCUACCGCAAGCAGCGAGGCCACAACGUGGAGACCGCCCUGCGCCGGAGCAGUGUGAAUUUCGUGAAGUGGUCCUCACAGGGGAUGCUCCGGAUGUCAUGUGAGGCCAUGAACGAGCUCUUUCAGCCCACCGUCAGCGGGAUCAUCCAACACAUAGAAGCGCUGCUGGCGCGGCCCGAGGUGCAGGGUGUGAAGCUGCUGUUCCUGGUGGGCGGCUUUGCGGAGUCGGCCGUGCUGCAGCACGCGGUGCAGAUGGCGCUGGGUGCCCGCGGCCUGCGUGUCGUGGUCCCGCACGACGUGGGCCUCACCAUCCUCAAGGGCGCGGUGCUCUUCGGCCAGGCGCCGGGUGUGGUGCGGGUGCGCCGCUCGCCGCUCACGUACGGCGUAGGCGUGCUCAACCGCUUUGUGGCUGGGCGCCACCCGCCCGAGAAGCUGCUGGUGCGCGACGGCCGCCGCUGGUGCACGGACGUCUUCGAGCGCUUCGUGGCCGCGGAGCAGUCAGUGGCCCUGGGCGAGGAGGUGCGGCGCAGCUACUGCCCGGCGCGGCCGGGCCAGCGGCGCGUGCUCAUCAAUUUGUACUGCUGCGCCGCCGAGGACGCGCGCUUCAUCACCGACCCGGGCGUGCGCAAGUGCGGCGCGCUCAGCCUGGAGCUCGAGCCCGCCGACGGCGGCCCGGACACCGCCGGCGCGCCCCCUGGCCGCCGCGAAAUCCGCGCCGCCAUGCAGUUUGGCGACACCGAGAUUAAGGUCACCGCGGUCGAUGUCAGCACUAAUCGCUCGGUGCGCGCAGCCAUCGACUUCCUUUCCAACUGAGGACGCGCGGGCGCUGUGCCAGCCCUUUCUGCCCGGCCCCGCCCCCUUUCGGUCCCAGAGUCUGGGGUGCGGGGUGGGGGGGAGGAACCUGCUUGUUCUGUUAUCAGCGCCUCUUUCCCCGCCCUCCAGCCGGGGGAAGAUGAGGUCAUGGGAGGCUGGGUGCGGAAACUCCAGACUAUGGCUUUGGGACUGGGCCCUGGUCCACUGACUGGAAGGCUGAAAGGAACUGCCAAGGACUUGAGUAGAUAAGGGAUAAUUAUAAGAGGCACGCAAGACCAUGCGCCCAGCCUGGCAGGGGGCAUGUGACCCCGAAGGCAGGAUGCAACAGAAGACCGAGCCCUGGCCUGAAUUUGGGAGCCCCUGCCUGAACUUGGCCGGGUGGGGAUUCGGGAAGGGAUGGAGGCAGUGGGAGGGGAGAGCCACAGCAGGGAGGUUGUGCAGGGCCUGGACCUGAAGGGCUGGAGUUCACCAAGUGAUGGGCUCAGCCCAUACAGGGAAGCGCUCAGAGCAACCCUGUGCUGUGGGGAAAUGACCAGAAACGGACACCAGAGGGACAGGUGUAGUAGCACCUUCCUGGGUGUGGCACUGACCACCGAAGUAUAACUGAUUAUUGUAGAAAGGGCAGUAGCUAACUAAUGGGGAGGAGGGUGCAUUAUUAUGGUGAAGGCAGUUAUGAGGGGAUGGGAGCAUGCUGGAGGGCCUUUCCUUCCAGACAACAUACCUAUCUGGAAAGGUCCCAAGGACAGCCAAUGAAUGACCCACUUGCACCCCACCCCAGCCACGGAAGGGCAGCUGGAGGGUGGAUAGGAAGGACAGAGAGAGCACUGAGGGCUGGUCCCAGCUCUGCCAUUGACUUGGUGUGCCAGAGGACAUUGUGACAUGGCCCUCAGUUUCCCCGAAUGUGAAAUGUCAAGACACCUCUCUCCACCCAUGAUAUGCAACAGCCCCACCUACCUUAGAACCCAAAGGUGACAAUAAAGCAUUUAGGCUCAAGGGGAA